Molecule: messenger RNA, 771 nt
Organism: Jaminaea rosea
Lineage: Eukaryota; Fungi; Basidiomycota; Exobasidiomycetes; Microstromatales
Product: aquaporin-like protein
Exons: 6
Biological process (GO): water transport; glycerol transmembrane transport
Cellular component (GO): plasma membrane
Molecular function (GO): water channel activity; glycerol channel activity
Source: RefSeq, a predicted model, not a curated record
UGGGCCAAGUUCAGAUAUACCUACAGGGAGCCUUUCGCUGAAUUCCUAGGAUGCGCCAUCCUCAUGACGUUUGGAGACGGAAUCAACGUGCAGGCAUUGCAAGGAAGCUACCUCUCCGUGUCCUUCGGCUGGGGUAUCGCUGUUUGCAUGGCCGUCUACGUGUGCGGAGGAGUCUCCGGCCACAUCAAUCCUGCCGUUACUCUCUCGCUCGCUCUGUUCCGCAAGUUCCCCUGGAAAAAAGUGCCCGGCUACAUCUUCGCUCAGAUUUCCGGCGCUACCCUCGGCGCGUUGAUGAUUUACGGGCUGUACCACGUACCGGUGAAUAUCAUCGACCCCGCAAAGACGGAAGCAACAGCUCAGUACUUCACGACGUACCCUGCCGAAUUCAUUCGAUCAAGCGGGACACGCCUGGUCGGCAUCUACAACGAGAUUUACGCCACUGCGGUCGUCCUCAUCGUCAUUCUGGCGAUCAAUGACGGGUCAAACACUCCUCCUCCUGAUGGAAUGGCUCCCAUCGUCUUGCUCUGGCUCAUCACGGGUAUUGGUGCCACACUCGGAUGGCAGACUGCCUAUGCCGUUAACCCGGCUCGUGACCUUGGACCCCGUAUCGCACUCAGCAUCGUCGGCUACAGAGACCUAUGGGGCAACGGUCCGCAAGGUUUACUCUAUUGGCUCUACACACCCUGCCUCGGGCCCCUCAUCGGUGGGCCGCUCGGCUGCCUCAUCUACGACGCUCUCAUCUACACGGGAUCAGAGUCGCCUCUCAAUAGG